This is a messenger RNA of Linum tenue, 762 nucleotides long. The record is from the annotation of a GenBank genome assembly. Lineage: Eukaryota; Viridiplantae; Streptophyta; Magnoliopsida; Malpighiales; Linaceae.
GUCUGCCAUCCAAAAAGCCAAAAGAAUCAGUCACGUCAUCGUUCUUCUGUGUCCAUCGCUGCGAGACCCGCCAUGGAAGCUCUGAGCUCCUCUGCCGCCACCAUCGUCUCCUCUUCUUCAUCUUCUUCCCUCUCCUUCUUCUCACAGAAGCGAAACAAGGAUUCUGCCUGCCGAUUCCUCCGAUGCCACAAUUCUUCCCCCAAAAACGACGGAGACAACUCAGAUCUGCGCUCGAGCUCCGAUUCGAAAGACUCAAGCAGCAUCGUCCCGUUUUUCAAUCGCAACGCCCUCUCCAAGUCCAAUUUCAAUCAGGAUGACGCCAUGGGAUUGGUUCUCAGCGCGGCGUCGCUGAGGGGAUGGACGACUGGUUCGGGUAUGGAAGGGCCGCCGGCACCCGCCGGAGCUGAGGAUGGAUCCAAUACGGAAAAGGUUUCCACCUUACCGUGGUCUCUCUUCACCAAGUCUCCUCGCCGGAGGAUGCGUGUGGCUUUCACUUGCAACGUCUGCGGUCAACGCACAACCAGGGCGAUCAACCCUCACGCCUACACCGAUGGCACCGUGUUUGUUCAGUGCUGUGGAUGCAAUGUGUUUCAUAAGCUGGUGGAUAAUCUGAACUUGUUUCAUGAGAUGAAGUGUUAUGUGAACCCGAGUUUCAAGUACAAGGACUCGAAAUGGGAUGGUGGUGUGUUUAGAUUCUUCGAUGUGGAUGAAGAUGAGGAUGAUCACGAUGGCGAUGAUGGCAAUGUUUCGUUUCCGAUCUAA